Carassius auratus (goldfish) is the source of this 1097-nucleotide messenger RNA. RefSeq names its product pleckstrin homology domain containing S1, tandem duplicate 1 (gene plekhs1.1). The record is from RefSeq and is a predicted model, not a curated record. The coding region runs from base 19 to 1071 and encodes 350 amino acids. The transcript has 12 exons. Lineage: Eukaryota; Metazoa; Chordata; Actinopteri; Cypriniformes; Cyprinidae.
GAAACUCCACCUGCUUCAAUGACAAUAGAAGCCUUCCAUCAAAAUCAUGACAUUCAUAUUUGUGAAAACAGGACAGCAGUACAGAGGACACUGUUCUUACGGGCGACACACACAAUAGUUAAGCAGAGAUUCAACAUCAUCCAAAUGAACAGCAGACGUAAAUCAGAUUCAAAUGCUUCAUGUCACAAUGAAGCAGCUGAGGAGGAGGAAGUGUACACAGGUUUCCUAAUAAAGUCCCCUCCACCUAGACGGAUAAAAAAUACGAAAUCAUGGAAGAAACGCUUCUUUGUGCUUUCAAAGACAAAUGACAACUGCCAUGAGCUGAAAUACUACAAAAGCACUGAGAGAGACAAACCUAUAAAAUCUAUACAAGCUUCCACCAUCACAAUGCUGCAAGUGCAUCCUGAAGACAAUCCAGCUCUUGAUUGGAUCUGUAAAGCCUUCAAGUGCUCUCCGGACACUGUGCUCUCCAUGAAAGCAGAAAAUCCAGGAGACAGUGUCCCAAGAGAAUUUUUCUUCAUUGGGGACAGCAGUAAGGAUGUGGAUAGCUGGUACACAGCUUUAUCCAGGGCUACGAAGAAUAACAGAAUUGAGCAACAAACUGAACCUCAGAGCACAACAGAAUCCAACUACAAUGACCAAAGUCCCUCUGACACCAAAGAGAAUGAAGUUGAUAGAAAACCCCCACUGCCCCCAAAGAAGAGGCCAGCAUCUAAACAUAUCCCCACCCAGGACGGUCAGUGUAGCCAAUCUCCCAAAAGCAGCACAUCUGCAACACCGGUAAAUCUGAAAGAAGAGGAACCACUGGAUGAGAAAGUGGAAAUUAAUGAGGACAAGUCAUCAGGGGAAAGCGUGACUGAAAACAGUCUGUUGGACUGUGUCACAAAAGCAAUCAAUGAUAUGAAGAUACUACAAACAUCCACUGAGUCAGAUGGACAAAGUGAGACGCACAACCUUAUCGAGAAGGAAAUCUGCACAAGUCAUCAUGAUACAAACAUCUUGGUUAUUUCAGAGGACGGAAAACCAUGUGUAUCUACAUGCGGGGAGACUGAGAUUGCUCCAAUCCUUUGAAUUCUGAACACUGCUGAGGACAAAAA